GAGGAGUAUCACCCCCGUAGGCAGCUCAUGGUCGCGGGGGACCAAGUAUGGCACAAGUUUCUGAAGUGGCCGGAGUACAUGGGGCUUAAGGCAGAGCUGCUGAGGGAAGACAGCAGCUUCACGGACCCUGGGCGGACGCUGUUCCUCUCGACGCGGUGUGGGUGUUCAGUGGAACCCAAGGUAUCGAAGUGUGCAUGCCAGACCCACACGCAGCAGGGGAUAGACCUGAAGGCCUUCGAGAUGUUGAUGCCUGCAACACAUGCCAACUGUGACUGCACGUGCAAGUGGUGCGACGGGGGGAGUGGGUGUGGAAAGUGGAUGGCCAUGUGUAAAGAUCUGCACAGCUUUUCUGAGGCUUUGGCUUGCGAGAAGGUAGACUUUCUUGAGGAGGACCGAGGGGGUAGGUUUGAGCACUGGGGCAGGAAGCCCGCAUGCGUUGCGAUGGAAUGCUCCGAAUGCGGGUUUGGCAACCCAGGCGGCAUCCCCAUGAACUGCGAUGCCCUGGGGUCUAUGGCGGACAGAGUAGUCGGGUGGCUUCGGUUCGCGGAUCAAGUCAUGGAGGAUGGGAAAGUGCACAAGAAGCAGCAGCUACCCCAGGGCGGAAAACUGGGUGACCUGUGGCAGGAGUUUGUGGAGCACUCCAAGAAGCGCCAAGCCCACAACAUAUGCCUGGCGACGUUCUCCAAAGGUGCGCUGUUGGUGGAGACCGACUUUAUCGAGAAGUACAAGCACGAGGCUGGCGCUAUCUUGACGUGCGCUACUGCGCCCUCCACGACCAUGAUGGUGGCCCUAGUUCACCACAGUCCUGACGACAACGGCCGGCAUGAGACAGACGCAUGGGUUUUCGUAUCGAGUGAUCCCAAUCAUGACUUCGACUUCCACAUCUACGCCAUGGACAUCAUCCUUCAGUACUACAUCACGGGGGAUGGGCGGGCCGCUACUGCUGGAACCCCGACCCCGACGGUGCACAUCUUCACCGACGGCCCUGACGACAACGGCCGGCAUGAGACAGACGCAUGGGUUUUCGUAUCGAGUGAUCCCAAUCAUGACUUCGACUUCCACAUCUACGCCAUGGACAUCAUCCUUCAGUACUACAUCACGGGGGAUGGGCGGGCCGCUACUGCUGGAACCCCGACCCCGACGGUGCACAUCUUCACCGACGGGUGCGCCAAACAGUACAAGGGGAAGCGCAACUUUCAUGCCGUAGCCAAGAGCUUGCACAGGCUUGGUGCCAUCCUCAUCCACAACUUCGCGGUCACGUCGCACUUCAAAGGCGCCCACGAUGGCAUCGGAGGGUUGCUGAAGGCUCUACUGCGAGAAGCGNUAAGGCUUGGUGCUAUCCUCAUCCACAACUUCGCGGUCACGUCGCACUUCAAAGGCGCCCACGAUGGCAUCGGAGGGUUGCUCAAGGCUCUACUGCGAGAAGCGGAAAAAAGGGGCCAGCGCAUCCACGACACCCAAGCCGCAGCCGACUUCGUCAAAGCCUACGCCGAGGCAAAGGAGGAUGGAGGAGGCCACUUUUCAACCUGGUCUCCCUACCGAAUCAGGAGGUUCCACAUCAAGCUUCUUGGACACCGAGAGAUCCCUCGCCCGUUUGUAGAUUUGACCGGCAUCUCUGGGAGUUCCAAGCUGUACCAGUUCAUGGGAGCGGAGGUCCAGGAGGAGGAAAGCUCGGGCGUGAGCGUAGAGGUGCAGAAAGAGAGCGGGGUUGUGGCUAACCCGCAGAGAUGGCAGGCAGACGAAUCAAUCGUUCGGACGCUUCCGGCUGUCACGAAGCGAUACAAGCUACGCGUUCGCCAGGCGUCGUGCUACUGCUCGAAGUGCAGUGUUGGAGCUUACGACGACUGCGUCCCGGCCAAAAAGUAUUAGGGGAUGGUUGGUAUGGUGAAGGAUGUGUCGGGCAAGCACAAGGUUACUCGGACGUCUUGUGGUGUAGGGAAUUGAGGGGUGUCCGUGUUGCACAUGAUGUUCUGAUUGACGCCUUGUUCUCUUUGAUGUCCUUUUGUUUUUUUGGGUAAUUUUGUUGCAAUAUUUGUACUUUUUUUGCUGCAGUGUGCUGUUCGUUGCAUGUUGCUGUAAUUCAUGUGCAGCAGCAGGUCGUCUCCCUUGCGGUUUGGGAUACCGAAGAAGGGUCUCCAGCAGGAGAAAACAACAUUUGCCGGCGUUGGUGGCUAAUGUUUUCACGGUUUGUCGCCCAAAUGGACAAUAUUUUUCCAAUAUAUGCAAGUAUAUUGUACAACGUACGUUAUUUUCAAGCACGUCGGUGAAAUAAAUGUCCCAUAUAUCACAGGGUAUACUUGUGGUCAAUCUCCGCGGUUGUACGCAUCAAAUAGCCCGAAAACCGCGCUUGAAAAUGGCCCUAAAAAACACGUUUUAUCGCCGUUCUCCAAAGGGGGGGACGUUUUAGCCUCAUCCCCGCUUUUUCUUCCAUACAUUAUGCAGUAUAAAACACUACAAUGGCUGAAACCUCAACAUCCCGACGUCGGGCACUCAAUUUAACCCGCGGAACUGGACCUGCACCCCACCAAAGCACCCUGAUACACUUUUUGGAGCUUUAGUCCUCGAGGAACAUCAUCAACUGGACCACUGCACACCCUAGCGCGGAAACACGGAGACCACGAGGAGACCGGAGAUGGGGGGCACGCGGUGGAGAUGCGGGGUACGAGGUAUUCGUUUUUCGCGCGAGAAAUCCCCCCAUGUGCUUGGUGCUGUGCCCAGCACACGGGAGCUUGUCGUUGCAGAGCGCCGUGGACUUAGCAUUGGCCAGUCGACAGGCAUACCAAGGGAAAGGCCGCGAGCGAGAUAGUCAGCGAGGGGUAGAGAGAAGAGAGAGGGCUCGAGGUGGACGAGGAUAAACAAGAGAGCAGCGAGACUACACAGCACACUUAAAGCUGCUUCGGGGUGCGCAAGUAAUCCUUUUCAAUGACGCCGCGCUUGACUACGAUCGCACUUCUCUGCUGCGCCGUAGGUUGGCGGUAUACACCCACGCUAGAAGCAGACGCCUUCGUUGCGCCACCCCUGGUAGUCGACAACCGUGGCGGCGUGGCAGCAAGGAGCCCUCAGCGCCAACUCGAAUCAUCAUCGCCAGGCGAGAGGCAUGCAGCACCAACGGCGGCGAGACCCGCGGGAACGAGGAAUCACGGCGAGCAGCGGCAGCGGC
Ectocarpus sp. CCAP 1310/34 is the source of this 3160-nucleotide messenger RNA. NCBI's taxonomy places the organism in Eukaryota, Phaeophyceae, Ectocarpales, Ectocarpaceae. The record is from the annotation of a GenBank genome assembly.